AUGUAUGUGGCAACAUCGAUUGAUCUUACGUUCCGAGUGCGCGCACGUGAGACCAAACAGAAAAAAAGCCGGAAGACUUCACUGGAGUCACCGGGUAGGCCCGACUCACUGCGGCAGGCAUAUUAUGGAGGCGGCAAUGAUGAUGGUGAUGGUGAUGACGAUGACGACGGUGACGACGACGACGACGGCGGCGGUGGCAACAUUGAUGAUGUUGAGAAGGAAGGAGAUAAAACAGAGAAUUGCGGAAUUCGCACUUCCCGCAGACAACCACGAAGCAGCAGCAAUAACAAUCAUAAUAACAACAACAACAACGACUGGAACAACUACUACAACCGAACCACAAUCCACCACCAGCGAGAAGCACAACCCGAGCUGGAAAGCGGCGAACCGGACGGACCGAACAGGAAUCCCAAGAUAAUGCACGGUGUUCCGACUCUCGAAGGCCAGUAUCCGUGGCAGGUUUCGCUGGAAUUACUACAUCCGUCGUACGGAUUCAUCGGUCACUGGUGCGGUGGCGUUUUGAUUGACCGUAACUGGGUCCUUUCGGCGGCGCACUGCAUCCACAACGACCUGUUCAAUUUGCCUCUGCCAGCAUUGUGGACCGUGGUACUAGGGGAAUACGACCGGUCCUACGAGUCUGGAUACGAACAGCGAAUCCCGGUCGAUAAAAUAGUUCUACACGAAAAGUAUCACAAUUUUAAGCAUGACCUUGUGCUUCUUAAAUUAAAUAGACCGGCCAACUUGGCACCGGACGCGCGUGUCAAAAAAAUAUGCCUACCAUUCGCGGACAUCAAAGUCAACAGCGUAACGUACGAUCCGCGACCGGAACUGGACCGCGCGAAUACCAAAGCCAACGGUGGCACGCUGUUCUUCUACGACUAUCUAGGUCGGCCACCGGAUUCCGAAGGUGGGAAAACCACCGAGAACCCCGCGUACGGCGAAAGCGAAGGUGAAGUGGGCACGGAAGCCAGCUUCCCGGAAUCACUCCCGGAACGGGACGAUAACUACCUGCGCCGGUUACGACUGCUAGGCGAAAGUCCCGAUCGGCCGCGCACCGCACGGGUUGUCGUAAAUCGAUUGGUGCGGCAACAAUUGCACCGAAAAAGCAACUCUACCACAUCCAGAAGGUCGUACCGUAGGGGGCGACGGAUGUACUCAACGUCUGAUUCUGAUGAAGAGGAUGAUGACGAUGACGGUGACGACGGUGGAAAUGACACCGAUGGGAAUCGUCGAGGGACCCGACACGGUGCCAAACGACGGCGGAACGAUAAAUUUGCCCACGGUGGUUUCUACCGAAACGAUCACUAUCGGAACGAGUUUGGUGAGGACAAUAGCAGCAGCAGCAGUAGCGGAGGAAUCAGUGCCAUUCCCGAUACGACCCAGUACGUGGACUGCCUGGCAACAGGUUGGGGCAAAUCGACAAUCGAUGAUGAAUUAACUGACAUCCUGCUGCAGACGAAGGCCCCCAUCCAGAACAGUAAAAAAUGUGAAAAGGCGUACGGAGAUUUCAUCAAACUACAUCGUGGCCAUCUCUGCGCGGGUAAUCUUGAUGGGACCGGCGGAACUUGUGUGGGUGACUCCGGUGGCCCGCUGCAGUGCCGCAUUACCAAACAUGGCCCCUGGAUUCUAGUCGGAAUAACAUCGUUCGGGUCGGGAUGUGCCUUCAAGAACUACCCGGACGUGUACACCAAGAUCUCGUUCUACCGCCAAUGGAUUAUGGACACGAUUCAUAACAACUGAGCCGCCACCGCCACGGAACAGUGCAGCAGCAGUACCCGUGUAGAAGGAAUCGAACCGAAACAAUCGCCGAACGGUUGGCUGUUACUGGCAUUACCGCCGCCAAAUGGAGAAUGGUCGGCAGUCGGCCCCGAAAGCAAAAGACAAAAUAAAAAUUGUGAUAUUACUUUUUAGACGAAGGAAGGGUGCUGUUUCGGAACGAUCGGUCGCAGGUUGAAUUGAAGGAUUUUCGGAAGUACUUCAUAUCUCAGAAACAAACGGACGAAUUUCCAUUUAAUUUUUACUGGGAGCACAAUCAAAUAAAAGCGGUUACUCUCUCUGGUACCAUAGCCGUUUUUGGCUUGUGGCAACCGUGGACCGGGUGGAAAAGCUAACCUAAUGCCAUAAGCUUCCCGUAACAUGCCACGCUAUACCAACAGUAAUCAGCAAAGCCCGGCUCUGUUUCAAUUCGCUCUCGUAUUCACUUGUGUUUAUACUUUUUUUACUGCUCUCUUUUUUUCUCUCUUCCCACCCCGAACGGAAACUGUUUUACAAGCCGCGGUUUUAGCAUGCUGUACCGAUCCACCACCCGUUCCAACGUUCAGUAUGUAGUAUGUACUUCUUUUUCUGUUGACAGUUACCACUGGUUGUUAGACUGGACGUUCAUUUGUUUUUAUUGCUUUUUUACGCUUCGUACUCGUUCGAAAUUAUUUGUUUGUUAUUCGUAGUUAUUAAUUUCUGUGGAGAAAAACUCAUAAAACCAUAUGCGCUUUGGCGACUAGAUGAGUAGCCCGAGAAUGUUAAUUGGUGCAGGAUGAGAGUUUAGUUUAUUAUCAUAGAAUUUUUGUAACUUGUCUGAAGGUAAUCAGUUCUGGGAGCUAGAAUGAAUGAAUUUGUAUGACAGGGGAAUCUAGGAACGACUUGUACA
This is a messenger RNA of Topomyia yanbarensis, 2644 nucleotides long. RefSeq lists its product as uncharacterized. The transcript is spliced from 7 exons. Gene Ontology annotation, molecular function: serine-type endopeptidase activity. The coding region runs from base 1 to 1740 and encodes 579 amino acids. Lineage: Eukaryota; Metazoa; Arthropoda; Insecta; Diptera; Culicidae. The record is from RefSeq and is a predicted model, not a curated record. Gene Ontology annotation, biological process: proteolysis.